ACCAUAAAAGGUUUUUCUCUUGUCUUGGUCUAUGCCCACUCUUUCUUUUCUUUUCUCUUUGAAAAAGUGACGUUUGAGUUCGCUGUUCUCCGGUUCAGCGCUGAGCAAUUUUUACUAGAAAAGUUGUUUAUCUCGACCGGGAAAUCGCAUCAACAUGGCAGCCGCCGUAGUGUCAGGCAAAGAUAUUGAGAAGCCCCAGGCGGAGGUGUCUCCCAUCCAUCGCAUCCGCAUCACCCUCACAUCCCGCAAUGUACGCUCGCUGGAGAAGGUCUGCUCUGACUUGAUCAAUGGUGCCAAGAAACAGAAGCUGCGUGUGAAGGGCCCAGUCCGCAUGCCAACCAAGAUCCUGCGCAUCACGACGCGCAAGACGCCCUGCGGUGAAGGUUCCAAGACCUGGGACAGGUUCCAGAUGCGGAUCCACAAGCGCGUCAUCGACCUGCACUCGCCGUCCGAGAUCGUGAAGCAGAUCACCUCCAUCAACAUCGAGCCAGGGGUCGAGGUCGAGGUCACCAUCGCCGACGCGUAGGCACAGCUGACCUGACAAUAAAUUGUAUAAACUGA
Maniola jurtina (meadow brown) is the source of this 561-nucleotide messenger RNA. RefSeq names its product 40S ribosomal protein S20 (gene RpS20). The coding region runs from base 155 to 526 and encodes 123 amino acids. Gene Ontology annotation, cellular component: ribosome; cytosolic small ribosomal subunit. Gene Ontology annotation, biological process: translation. The record is from RefSeq and is a predicted model, not a curated record. The transcript has 3 exons. Lineage: Eukaryota; Metazoa; Arthropoda; Insecta; Lepidoptera; Nymphalidae. Gene Ontology annotation, molecular function: structural constituent of ribosome.